GUAUUCGGUUAGUAGUUCAACCCGUCAUUUACAUAUUUCACAUGUCAAUUCUCUAGCUAUAAUAUUAAUAUAUUAUACCAUACAUACCCUAUAAAUACUCUGUUUUCUACCCUUCCCAUCCACAAUUAUAUACCUAGUUACUUAUAAACCAAGUAUUACAUUAUUUAAUGGCUUCUUCUAUCUUGUCCACGCUUUUCCUUUUACUGGGUGCUCUUCUUUGCGCCUCAGUUAAUGCGCGGAUGCUGGCUGUCUCAUCAUCCUCCUUUGCAGAUGACAAGACAUUCUUUCGCCGUCCAUUUUAUGGAGGUGGAUUAGGUGGCGGAUUUGGCGGUGGUGGCGGUGCUGGAAUUGGUGGCGGCGCUGGUUUGGGAUCGGGCGGCGGUGCUGGAAUUGGUGGUGGGGCUGGAUUGGGAUCUGGCGGAGGACUUGGUGGGGGUGGUGGAGGAGGAUUGGGAAGUGGUGGUGGGUUUGGACCGUUCGGUGGAGGGGCAGGAGUAGGGGGUGGGUCAGGAUUUGGAGGGGGUGCAGGGCUGGGAGGAGGAGCUGGUGGCGGCGGGGGUGGAGGGUUCGGAGGUGGUGGUGGGGCUGGGGGGCUUGGCGGUGGAGGUGGGUUCGGUGGGGGAGCUGGUGGUGGGUUUGGAGGGGGACUCCCUUGAAUUAUUAUUAUUAACUUCCUAAUUAUUUAUAGCUAAUAAGACUAAUGAAUGAUGAUGACUAGUUUCAUUGUCCUGAAAUUUUAUUUAAUUGGAUUUGUUAUAUGUAAUAUAAUGCAUGUAAACUCAUAAUUCUAUAUAUAUAGUUGGUGUCAAAAUUUAUUUAU
Molecule: messenger RNA, 820 nt
Organism: Impatiens glandulifera
Lineage: Eukaryota; Viridiplantae; Streptophyta; Magnoliopsida; Ericales; Balsaminaceae
Product: glycine-rich protein 23-like
Exons: 1
Coding region: 168-656 (162 amino acids)
Source: RefSeq, a predicted model, not a curated record